CGCUUCGUCAGAACGUCAUGUAUAUGUCGAAAAACAGUUUACGAUGUAAUAAAUAAAGAGUUUCAAACGCGCAGAGCUGUGCUCCGUCAGGCCAACGACGCGUCGCCCGACCGCACCGCGCUCGCCACGCUGGAGGCGCUACGCCGUCACUCGCGGCAGAUCGCCGCGCGCCGCGUCCGCCGUGUGCAGUUCACAGAGCGAGCAAGAGAUGGCGCUCGCGGCGAUGGUGCUGAGAGCGGUGGCUCCGAGAUGUCCGGCGGCAGUGGUGGUGCUGGUGACGGCGAAAGGCGGCCCUCAACCUGUCGCGUUGAGUUGGGCGCGCUGCUGGCACCUGAGCCUCGUCCGCUCGAUAACAAGGUUAAGCGACACAGCAUACAUGGCAUGACAGAGGAAGAAAAUGUGGUCCGACCACAUCAAGAGAUGGCAGUUCUGUCUCUCGAGGAGAAGAAAUAUCUGCUUGGAGUAGAACGGGGUGACGUUGCGGGAACUCGACGUGUACUGCAGCGGGCGCGAGACACCGGUCAUAUCAACGUGGAUUGUGUGGACCCGCUCGGGCGGAGCGCGCUUCUUAUGGCCAUCGACAACGAGAAUCUUGAGAUGGUUGAGUUGUUACUCGAAUUUGGUGUGGAGACGCGAGAUGCAUUGUUGCACGCCAUAUCUGAGGAGUUUGUGGAAGCGGUGGAAGCACUUUUAGACCACGAAGAACGAACGCGGAAGCCGGGAGAAUUACACAGCUGGGAGGCGCUACCACCCGAGACGGCUACGUUUACAUCUGACAUAACCCCCUUAAUCCUAGCUGCACACCGAGACAGCUACGAGAUCAUUAAGCUGCUGUUAGACCGCGGCGCGGCGCUGCCAGUGCCGCACGACGUACGCUGCGGCUGUGAUGAGUGCGUGUGCUCGCGCCGGGAGGAUUCGCUACGACACUCGCGCUCGCGGAUCAACGCCUACCGCGCGCUCGCCUCGCCCUCGCUCAUCGCUCUUUCAUCGAAAGAUCCAAUCUUGACGGCUUUCGAACUUUCAUGGGAGCUCCGACGUCUGUCGGCCUUAGAACACGAGUUUAAGACGGAGUACCAGGAACUACGCGUUCAAUGUCAGGAGUUUGCUACCGCGCUGCUUGAUCACACGCGUACUUCGCAUGAGUUGCAAGUGUUGCUUAACCACGAGACGGGGUCACCUCAAGCACCACUUACCGAGCCUGGGGCACCUGAGAGAAUGAGAUUGUCUCGCCUUAAACUUGCCAUUAAACUGCGUCAGAAAAAGUUCGUAGCUCAUCCCAAUGUGCAACAAUUAUUGGCCUCUAUCUGGUACGAGAGCGUCCCGGGAUUUCGUCGCAAGAAUAUGUUACUUCAGGCCGCGGAGAUGGUGCGGAUCGGUGCCAUGUUCCCGCUUUACUCUCUUGCUUACAUCGCAGCACCUCAUUCAACAGCUGGAAGGACACUGCGGAAGCCCUUCAUCAAAUUCUUGUGCCACUCGGCUAGCUACUUUAUGUUUCUCUUCUUGCUGAUCCUGGCGUCACAGCGCAUCGAGACCGCGGCGGGUGGUAUGCUAUGGGGCGCGCCGCACGGAGCCCCGCUGUCUCGUCGCGGGGCGCCGCCCUCAUUGGUGGAGUGGCUUAUCCUGGCUUGGGUCAGCGGUUUGAUUUGGAGCGAGGUAAAGCAGCUCUGGGACAUGGGGCUUCGCGAGUAUGUACAUGACAUGUGGAACGUGAUCGAUUUCGUCACCAACUCAUUAUAUGUGGCUACGGUUGCGCUACGCGUGGUCUCACACUUUCAGGUUCGUCGUGAAAUGUCGAUGGGACUUCAAUGGAACCAACCGAGGGAAAAGUGGGACGCUUGGGACCCUAUGUUACUAUCCGAGGGUCUCUUUUCUGCUGCAAACAUUUUUAGCAGUUUGAAGCUCGUUUAUAUCUUUAGUGUCAAUCCUCACUUGGGACCGCUGCAGGUGUCUCUAAGCCGCAUGGUUUUAGACAUACUAAAGUUCUUUGUCUUAGACAUACUCGUCAUAUUUGCUUUUUCUUGCGGUCUCAACCAGCUGUUAUGGUAUUACGCUGAUAUGGAAAAGAAAAAAUGUAAUGUUGGAGCCUCCCUCACCGCCGCCAAUGGCACGCUGCCAGACCCCGACGCUUGCAUCGUCUGGCGACGCUUUGCAAAUCUCUUCGAAACAAUGCAGACUUUGUUCUGGGCGGCUUUCGGCCUUGUGGAUCUGGACUCCUUUGAGCUCGAUGGAAUCAAGAUUUUUACUCGCUUCUGGGGAAUGCUUAUGUUCGGCACUUACGCCGUCAUUAAUGUCAUCGUGCUGCUCAAUCUACUCAUAGCUAUGAUGAACCACUCGUAUCAACUAAUAUCAGAACGCGCAGACGUAGAAUGGAAGUUCGCGCGCAGUAAGCUGUGGAUCAGUUACUUCGAGGAGGGUGGCACAGCACCGCCGCCCUUCAACGUAGUGCCGUCACCCAAGUCUGCACUGUUUGCGUGGCGCUGGCUGCAACGACGGCUGUGCGGACACGCGCGCGCCAAGCGCGAACACAUGCGCACCAUCCGGAGGAAAGCGAAGCAGGCGAACGAGCGAGACUUCCGAUAUCAGGCAAUAAUGCGCAACCUGGUGCGUCGCUACGUAACGGUGCAGCAGCGACGCGCGGAGUGCGGCGGCGUCACGGAGGACGACGUGAAUGAGAUCAAGCAGGACGUGAGCGCCUUCCGUUGCGAGUUGGUUGAGAUCCUGCGCAACUCUGGCAUGAACACGUCCACCGCCAACGCCGGAGCUCCUGGUGGUGGCGGUGGCAAGAAGAAUCGUCAGAAGGAGCGACGCCUAAUGAAGGGCUUCAACAUUGCGCCGGGUGGGUCACUGGCACCCGUGGACGAGUUCCUGGCGUCGCUGCACCACGAACAUGGCGGUGCACAUGGUGCGGCGCACCACGCCUCACUAUCGGCAUUGCUAGGCGGCCGCCUGCGCGCCAGCCAGUCUAGCCUGUCGGAUGGUGGCAGCGGCGCGCUCGGGCCGCGACGUAAGCCCACCUCACACAAGCGGCGCUGGGGCACCAUCAUCGAAGCCGCACGCGCCGCCCGCGUCUCUAAGCUCAUCGGCCGCUCGCGCUCCGAGGACUCCGUCUGCGACCAUGCUCGUCCUUCGCCUAGCGGUAGCGAACGAUCGGAUUCCGGCAGUGACUCACAGCGUAGUCCUGAACGAGUCACGCGUAGCGGACCACUGCAUCCUUUGUCGGCUCUUGCAGCACUUAAACGAAAGCGCAAAAAAUUUUCGGACUCGCGCCGUGCGGCAGAAGGAGCUCGUUCGUCGGCAGGGGUGGCGGAGGCAUUGCAGCGCGCCAGCUCUGUUCCUGCGCGGGCUCCGCCCGUUGCGCCACCACGUGCUUCUCGCCCGCCACCAGCUUCCAUUUCGCCCUCAACGACGGCCGAGAGUGUGCCUGGCAAAGGUGGUAGUCGGGAACCGUUGUUAGCAAGUCUUGACGAUGACGCGCAUAAGGAGGCGUGCGGGCAGUGCGGGUACGCGGCUGCUAUCGAGGCGCCGCCCGCAAGUGCGGACGCAGACGCGGACGAGGCGUGCGGGCGCUGCGCGUCGUUGGCGCGGUUGGCGGGCGUCACACCUCUUCACGGACACGUGCCGCAUCACUCGGCCGGCUGGCUCUAGCGAGUCGAACUAUCAUCGAUGAGAACAUGGUGGAGAAUUUAGGAUGUUAGGAUGACCGAUGAUAAAAAUUAAAUUAUUCCUCAUAUAUUUUAAUGACCGACUUUAUACUCUAUGUAUAUCAUGCGGAAAAAGUUCCAUGAAAUAAUGAUUUUAAGAAUGUUAUCGAUAAUGAUGAUUUGUAUAAAAUAAAUAUUCAUUCGCAAAUGCAUAAAAAUAUGCACGCUAGUAGUCGCCGUACAAACGAGUAUUUAUCAAAGAACUACGUACAUAUGAGUUAGUCGUUAGGUAGUUUAGUCGAUAUUUUCCUAUUAUUAUAAUAGUUAAGUAGUUAAAAACUGUGACUAUUUAUAGAACACCAAUUAGUUAAGUAGAUGCAAACUAAGGUUAAUAAUAGUUUUAUGAUAAGGCCUAACUAUUUUAUAUACCUACGACUUAUAAUAUGUAUAUUAAAAUAAAUUAUUAAUCAAAUAGAUAUUAAUAUUAAAUAUACGAUACAAUAAUGUGUUCCAGAAUGUUUUCCAGUUAUUAGUUACUUGGUCCGCGCCCACGGAAACAUAAUAGUAAUACUUAGGACUAAGGUCGAACAAGAAGAAACAGGGAAUUUAUGUGAAACAUGUUGUCCAAUUUACUGAAACUGCAUUAUAUUUUCUGUUAAUAAGAAAUGAGCUUCGUGCACAUUGGUUCGUAUGAGAUCAACGAGGGCUAUGACCUUAUUUCACCGUAUCUCUAUGUUUAAGGAAAUCAGAUUUAGUCAACACCAUUUACAAAGUUAUUCAAAAUUGAGGUGAAUUCUUUGAAAUUCGACGUCAAUGGAAGUGACCGAUGUUGGAUAGUUUUGACAUGUCCACUCUGCAUGCACUAAAUAGCAAUAGGUGCCCGAUACUUGGUUUAACGAACACUCGCAUUUAAUCGAAACAUUUUGAAAUAUUUUAUAAAUAGAAUACAUAAAUGUAAUUCUAAUGGGUAGUUUAGUUUGAAUAGCUUGAUCUUUGGUGUACUUGGCAACAGCUAUUAGUUUAUAUAAUCAUUGGCAUUUCACCUAGCGCCUCUGCUCAGUAACAAAUUGAAAAUUGUUUUCCUUUUUUGGAGUUCUGAAAUGAUACAGCUGAAAUGUAGCCGUUCCUUGGUCAUGUAUAAUUUGACUAAUGGUUUUCUUAUACGUUUAAGUGUUUUCGGUGUCGACGCUUUAUAAUGCUACUUUUCGAUUGACGCCAUCUGUAGAUUCGGGAUCUUUAAAAGAUUUCCGACAUAAGUUACACGGUAGAUAGUACUUUCUUAAUUUAUUUUUAAAUUUACCAUGAUGUGAUGUGAUUUAAAAAUCGUUGUUUACUUAUAAAAAUUGCCUUGGGUAUGAUAAACAGUACGAAGCAAGAAGCCUUCUUUUUUACGUCAUAGAUUUUUGUUAAAGCCAUUUUGUAUUUAUCUACAAAUAAAACAGCUAUCUAGAGUGAAUUUUGUUUGGAAGUCUUCAUCCAUUCAUUUAUAUGUAUAUACUUUUAUAUUUUACUAAGCAAAACGCUGUUGUUAGAUAUACCAGUUCAUAGGUACUAAUACACAAUACUUAGUAGUGUUAGGGAGGGAUAAACGACGCAUAUGAUGCGAUUUUUGAGUGCGUGCUGUUGUAUGAGAUUGCGCACCUUCUGCCUCCCCCGGCCAAGCUCUAUCUGUUUAAACGUUCUGAAAUGAAUCAUUAUCAUAAUCAAUGAAUACCUACUUUGUACCGAUCAUGUAGUAAGUUUACAAACUUUUACUUUUACUAAGAGAACUAAGAACCUAUGUUAGUUGAUAGUCCGCCAGUUUUGGGGGGUUGAGGAGGUGCAUCUUAAUUAUAAUUUACUUAAUUAUCGUUGGGUAUGUGUACUUGUAUCUCGAGUAGGAUCACCGGAGGCCUUCACGUGUUUAGUUGUUUGCGGUGCGAUACACGCGCAGCUACAUAAACGAUUUAUAUUUUAUAAAGAGUUGUUGUUUAUUUAUACAUUAUAUUUGUAUAUAACGGUGCGAAGUUUAAUAAAAUAAGCACUACAUG
Molecule: messenger RNA, 5671 nt
Organism: Nymphalis io (European peacock)
Lineage: Eukaryota; Metazoa; Arthropoda; Insecta; Lepidoptera; Nymphalidae
Product: transient receptor potential-gamma protein-like
Exons: 17
Coding region: 250-3645 (1131 amino acids)
Biological process (GO): regulation of cytosolic calcium ion concentration; manganese ion transport; calcium ion transmembrane transport
Cellular component (GO): membrane; cation channel complex
Molecular function (GO): store-operated calcium channel activity; inositol 1,4,5 trisphosphate binding; protein binding
Source: RefSeq, a predicted model, not a curated record